AGCCUGGCACUUCAGUUGUCUGGCAAGUAAUCAUUAUAAAAUAUGGAGAACCACGAGUUGAGUAAAGAGAAGCAACCCUCAAUAUUUCCAGGGGUUGCAGAUGUUAAUGAACUCUCCCAGAAAACCCUAAAAGCAGUUUUGAAAGCAACAAAAAGUUCAAAUACUUUACCAGUCGGUGAUGAUUUUGAUUUUUAUUCUACAUUUAGAACUGUUCGUGAUGUUUUGGAUAUUGAGGGACGAAGGAUCUUGUCUUUGCUACAGAGACUUCUACGUCAUCAAAAUGUUAAGGGAAGCCUUAAUCAAGAUGUGGCUGAGCUUGAGGAUCAGUUUGAUGUUCUUCUUGAUGCAAAUGAUCAAAUUUUGGAGCGAACUGGAACUCUUUUGGAUGAGGCAUCUGGGAUUCACAAAGAGGAAACUAAACUUAUAAUAGCCUCUGCUUCACCUGUCUCAUUUAAAGCAACUUCAAGCUGGAAUCAAAAACCUGUUGUUGAUGUGGGUAAAUCUGCAACAGCUUAUCGACUAAUGACAGCCAGAAAUAUACAAAGACCUCAGUUGUCUUUUCGCGACAAGAUUGACAACACUAACUUGCCAUUUAAGCCACAAUUACUUUCCAAGCCUAAUGCCCUAAAAUCACUUGAAGAAAGCCUGAGGCUACCUGAUGGUGUAAAUUUUGAGGAAACUGAGAGGCCCAGUUUUGUAUACCCUCACCCAUACAGUUUUGAACUUGAUUCUUUCAAACCUGAUCCAAAAGAAUUUGAACAUGUUGUGCCUCAGGAUCCCCAACCUCUAAGUGUAACUCCUUUGAUAGUUGUUGAUACUCAGAAAAAGUUGCAAGAGAUGAUUGAUCACCUGAGAACACAAACUGCAUUUGCUGUGGAUCUUGAACACCACUCGUAUAGAAGUUUUCAGGGUUUUACAUGCUUAAUGCAAAUCUCUACAAGAUCACACGACUACAUUGUUGAUACCUUGGAAUUAAGAAAUGAUUUAUAUAUAUUAAAUGAAAUUUUUACAGAUGUAAACAUCACUAAGGUAUUUCAUGGAGCAGAUUCAGAUAUUGUGUGGCUUCAGAGAGAUUUUGGUAUUUAUGUUGUCAAUAUGUUUGAUACUGGGCAGGCAGCACGUGUUCUUGGUUUUUCCAGAUUUUCCCUUGCGCAUCUACUUAAAAAUUAUUGUAAGAUUGAGGCAGAUAAGCAGUUUCAGCUGGCAGAUUGGAGAAUUAGACCUUUACCAUCAGAGCUGAUCAAUUAUGCAAGAGAAGAUACUCAUUAUCUGCUUUACAUUUAUGAUUCAAUGAAAAACCAGCUCCUAGACAGGGGAAAUUCUCAAAACAAUCUUCUACUCUCGGUUUAUGAACGUAGCAAAAUUGUUGCUGGAAAGGUGUAUCAGAAACCUGUAUUCACUGAGAAUGACUAUAAAGAACUGUACAAAAAAAGCAAAAAAGUUUUCAACAACCAGCAGAUGGCAGCACUUCGGGAUAUUUUUGCAUGGAGAGAUUUAAUGGCAAGGAUGGAAGAUGAAAGUCUUGGAUAUGUUCUUCCGAACCAUAUGUUACUUCAGAUAGCAGAAAUUUUACCCAGAGAACGACAAGGGGUGCUUGCCUGUUGUAAUCCAAUACCCCCAUUAGUUCGUCAGAGUUUAAUUGAAUUGCACAAUAUGGUGCUUCAAGCAAGGGAGCUUGAUAUUUAUAAAAUGGAAAAACCAGUACAGAUUCAGUCAUCAUUUUACCAUCCCAAAUAUGAUGCUGAUAAUUUUCUUAACUGUCCACAUGACAUGACUCAUUUAGAUGAAAAGAUAGCUGAUAUUGAGAAAAAAAUAUUGGAAACAGGAUUAAUUUCAAGUUCAGCAUCUAUGUUAUAUAAGAGUUUGUCUGGAGUGGCCCUUAAAGUAUUGCCUAUCAUCUCAGCUUUCUCCAUUAGGAAAGACAAGAAAAAGGAUGUAUCUCAGAUAUUAGCAGAAGAGGUCAGAUCAUGCUUCUCCAACCCAUUUUUAAAAUACUUACCCCCUAGAGAUGUUUCAGUCUCGUCUGUGGAAAAAGAAAUAUGGAAUUUAAAACCAUCAACAGUUGUUCAAGGCAACAAAAGAAAAGCAGACAUUUUGGAAAACCUACAACCCAUAUAUGCACCUCCUACAAAGAAGAUGAAAAAUGAAGCUUCUUCCUGCAUGUUUCAAAGCACACAAAGUACUGCUAUAGGAGCUUCUAAAUGUUCUGACGCAACCAUAGCAAAUCCAGUCAAAAUUAAAGAUAACACUACAGGAGAGAUAGUUGGAAAAAAACUUAUGUCUAUCAGGCAAGAGGCCACUCAAAAAAAAAAGAAAGAAAAAAAGAAAAACAUAUGCCAAGAACUGAAAACUAAAGCAGAAACUGAAAAUUUAAACAAUGCAUCUUGUUCUAGUGUUAUUAAUACUGAAACUAAUAUGAGAAAGGAUAAGGUGAAAAGGUCUAAAAAGAAACUAACUGUUACUGAUGUUGAGCAAAGUUUUCAACCAUUUGAUUAUUCAGUGGCUGAGACAUCCUGUAUCAAAGACAGUAAAAAGAAGAAACAAGUUGACUUCUUCAACCCUUCCUUACCUUCACGUUCCAAUAAACAUAAAGAUAAGACCAGAAAACCCAAAUUGUCUGGACCAAGAAGUAACGUCAGUCUGACCUUUGGGUGCACUGGAAUGGAAAGCAAGAAAAUGAAAAAAUAAAGAAAUGUUUAGUAUCUCA
Messenger RNA from Physella acuta, 2707 nucleotides. RefSeq names its product exosome component 10. The record is from RefSeq and is a predicted model, not a curated record. Gene Ontology annotation, molecular function: single-stranded RNA binding; nucleotide binding; 3'-5'-RNA exonuclease activity. NCBI's taxonomy places the organism in Eukaryota, Metazoa, Mollusca, Gastropoda, Physidae. Gene Ontology annotation, biological process: nuclear polyadenylation-dependent snoRNA catabolic process; nuclear polyadenylation-dependent snRNA catabolic process; nuclear polyadenylation-dependent antisense transcript catabolic process. Gene Ontology annotation, cellular component: nuclear exosome (RNase complex); nucleolus.